AAACAGAAACAACGAGCGAGGGCUACCACGUGCUGUUCCCACAAUCUUCGAACGGUGCGUGCUCCUGUGAAAAGUAGUAUCCGCCCCCUGGACUGCAUCGCUCGAGCAUUUGACAUGGCUGAAGAGUCCAAGAAUGAUUUCGUCGAGGUGAAACGACGUCGAGCCUCGAAAAGGAAGUUCGAAAUGGAAGUCGACGAACAACCCGACGAAACCGGCAAAGCUGUCAUCGAUUACCCUCCCGCGAAGCAGGCGAACGUGGGACAAGCGUCAGUUCGCGAUAUCCGCAAGGUUCAAAUCCCGCCUCAUCGACGGACUCCUCUGAAAGAGAACUGGGCCAAAAUAUUUACGCCUCUGGUGGAGCAUCUUGCUCUUAUGGUUCGCUACGUUCCCAAAAAAUUCACCGUUGAGCUGAAGGCUUCGGCGAAAACCACCGAGAGUGGUGGUCUACAGCGAGGAGAGGAUUUCGUUCGAGCAUUCGCGCUCGGUUUCGAUGUUGAUGAUGCCUUGGCUUUGCUCAGGCUCGACGAGCUCUUCAUUGAGACCUUCCAGGUGGAGGACGUGAAAACUCUGAAGGGUGAUCAUCUUUCUCGAUGCAUCGGACGCCUGGCUGGUAAAGGAGGUCGGACAAAAUUCACCAUUGAGAACUCCACGAAGACUCGGAUUGUCCUUGCCGACAAUAAAAUCCAUAUCCUCGGUUCCUUCCAAAACAUACGUGCUGCGCGCACGGCGAUAUGCAAUCUCAUCCUCGGAAAACCUCCGAGUAAAGUUUACGGCAACAUGCGCUCCUUGGCUGCACGAGUUUCCCAGAGGCUGUGAUUUGCAUAGGUACUCGUCAAGAACUGUAAAUAAAUCGCUGUGUCCUA
Molecule: messenger RNA, 863 nt
Organism: Galendromus occidentalis (western predatory mite)
Lineage: Eukaryota; Metazoa; Arthropoda; Arachnida; Mesostigmata; Phytoseiidae
Product: RNA-binding protein pno1
Exons: 4
Coding region: 115-816 (233 amino acids)
Cellular component (GO): nucleus
Molecular function (GO): RNA binding
Source: RefSeq, a predicted model, not a curated record